AUGGAGAACGAGGGAGAAGCGCAAAACAACGAGACAAACAAGAAGAGUUCCGUCGUCAUAAGAAUCCCUUCCUAUCAAGAAGUAGUCGAAAGUUCUCAAUCCAGAUCAACUCCACCGUCUCUCUUCGUCCCCUCUCAAACCUUUUCCCAAGCCUUUGCGUUCGUCAAAUCCUCAGAGUUUUACGCUCCACCUCCUUCACUCCCAAAGGAAACUGUUCAGUCAAAAGCUUCAUCUUCAACACCGCCAACACCGUCUGCAACUACUACUGCUCCUGCAACUUCAUCAAAAUUACCAAAUUCUCAACCUACUCAGAAUCGCAAUGCAAUACUUGUGAGCAACAGACAGAAAGGAAAUCCGUUGCUCAAAUAUAUUAGGAAUGUUCGGUGGACAUUUGCUGAUGUUGUUUGUGAUUUCUUGCUUAGCCAAACCUCAUGUGCUCUCUAUCUCAGUCUUCGUUAUCAUCUGCUUCAUCCAGAUUAUUUAUAUUACAGAAUACGGGAGUUGCAGAAAAAUUUCAAGCUUCGUGUAGUUUUAUGCCAUGUUGAUGUGGAGGAUGUAGUGAAGCCUCUACUUGAAGUUACAAAAACAGCUAUGCUUCAUGAUUGCACCCUCUUAUGUGGGUGGAGCCUAGAGGAAUGUGGCCGUUACUUAGAGACCAUAAAAGUCUACGAAAACAAACCUGCAGAUAUUAUUCAAGGCCAAUUGGAUUCAGACUAUCUCUCACGGCUAACACAUUCCCUAACAACAGUUCGGCAUGUCAACAAGACUGAUGUAGUUACUCUUGGUACCAACUUCGGGUCUCUAUCUAACAUAAUGGGUGCAUCUAUGGAAGAUCUAGCUCGUUGCCCUGGCAUAGGAGAGCGCAAGGUCAAGCGCUUGUUUGACACUUUCCAUGAACCGUUCAAGCGUGUGGAGUCCAGCCGGCAAGCCAUUCCAGAGACUUCUGUCCUGAGUAAGCCAGCUAGUUCAGAUGCAUCUUUUAGGAGCAAUGCUGAAUCUUCCUCUUCACUUGAAGACAAACAGAAGGAUGUAGACAAUGCAAGCAAACGUAGCAAGAAAGAACCUGAACUUACUGUCAAAUCUGCCCUUUCCGAAGCCUUUGCCAAAUUAUCUGAGAGAGCUGGAAAGAGGAACAUUACUUCAAAAUCUAAGGAGAAAGAGGAUCCAAUUGUUGUCAGAGAAUCAGAUGCUGAAACGUAA
Lathyrus sativus (Indian pea) is the source of this 1200-nucleotide messenger RNA. Lineage: Eukaryota; Viridiplantae; Streptophyta; Magnoliopsida; Fabales; Fabaceae. The record is from the annotation of a GenBank genome assembly.